CACAACCCCCAACUCCAACUGUCUCUCCCACUCAAUUAACACAUUGUUCUCUUUCACACAAACACACACCACCACACUUUCUCUCUUCAAAUUUCAUACUUUUCUAACCACAAAAAAUUAUACUAUUCUCUCAUGUCCACAGCCGAGCCACCAUCUUCCACCACCAUCACUACAACCGGCGUAGGUCUCGGCUACGGCAUCACAAUCGCCGUAAGCAUCCUUGUCCUCAUCUCCACCAUCAUGCUCGUUUCCUACCUUUGCGUCCGUAUAAAAUCACACGGACGCAGAGACUCCUUCCAUCUCGACAUCCACCAUCAACCUCAUACUACUAUCAACUCGGGCUUGGCUCAGCCCGGUCCAUUUAUCAUGGGCCUAGAAAAGCCCAUGAUUGAAUCAUAUCCAAAGAUGAUACUUGGAGAGAGUAGAAGAUUGCCCAAACCCAAUGGUGGCCAGUGUGCUAUUUGUUUGACUGAUUAUCUACCAAAGGAAACAAUACGCUGUGUUCCAGAUUGUCAACAUUGUUUUCAUGCAGAUUGUGUUGAUGAGUGGCUAAAAAUGAGUGCCACGUGUCCUUUGUGUCGGAAUUCUCCGGCUCCGUCGCCGAUAACUACGCCUGUGGCCACGCCGUUGUCGGAGCUUGCUCCUCUGGCUUUUCAUGCUAGAUGGCUGUGAAUUUGUGAUGUGAACAACAAACAUAAUUUUUCUCAAGAGAAAAAAGACGUACAUAAUGUCUAUAUCUGAAGACUAAAGUGGUUGAAGAUUUAUGAAGAGGUAAAUCUUAUUGGAGCAUUGUCGGAUAUUAAAUGUGACUAGCUCUUAUAAGUUUCCUUCGAGUGAGUUAAUCUUAUUGAACCUGUUCGAACACUAUAUGUGAAUAUCUUUCUUAGUCAAAAUUUGAUCUCUAGUUUGACAUGUUGUAGAAGUCUAACCUCUUCUAACUACUGCUAAAUUCAAUCCAUGUUGGUGUUUCAAAUUGUACACCUUCAUAAGUGAUUGUUAUCAUUGCUUGCAUUGCAGUAGUUAUAAUUUGUAUUGCUUGUUGUGGUGUAAAAUUAUUUGAAGUUUUUACUAGAUAUUAUGGUUUAUUA
Medicago truncatula (barrel medic) is the source of this 1088-nucleotide messenger RNA. RefSeq names its product putative RING-H2 finger protein ATL69. The coding region runs from base 133 to 672 and encodes 179 amino acids. Lineage: Eukaryota; Viridiplantae; Streptophyta; Magnoliopsida; Fabales; Fabaceae. Gene Ontology annotation, biological process: protein ubiquitination. The transcript has 2 exons. Gene Ontology annotation, molecular function: transferase activity. The record is from RefSeq and is a predicted model, not a curated record.